CAAACAGGCAUUGACAGAAUCGAUUUGUCGCCACAUCGACCCGUUGCUCCUGCUUUCUGUUGAUGAACGCCAGCUCAUCUAUCACUGGGCUAACAGCCUUGGCCCUAUCCUAAUCCCUAUCAACGGCGUGGAAAAUGCGAUGACUUCGGUUUUCCUCCCACUGGCACUGAACAAGAGUCUUUCGGCGGAUCACAUUGCGUUUAAUGGUUGUCUGGCUCUUUUCAAUGCCAUAUGCGCUAUAUCUGCAUCCAACAUCGCAUCUCUCACCUCCGAUCUACUUAAGAAGCGGCGUUUCUUCGCUCUGGGUGAACUGCAUCGCCUCCGUAGUUUCGCGCAACUUCGGCAAAGUCUGAUUACCAAUAGCCCAAAUAACCGCAGUAAUGAGAUUGCGAUGGUCUCAAUGCUCUCUACGAUAAUCCUUUGUGACAGAGAGCACUACAAGUGGGAUGGGCCAGGCAUGGCGCUCUCAUAUUGCGGGAGGGAACUCGCUCUCUAAGCUUGCUUCUAAAGACCUGUGGUGGUCAUCACGGUCGGCAUGGAUGGUUUUUCAGACAUUUCAGGAGAUUAACCUCAUGGCAAUGCUUACGGAGACCCUCACAAGAACUUUGCUCUCGUUAGGUUCAUUACCCCCAUCACGUUCUUCUCUUGAUUUGUUUUCUUCCUUUACACCGGCUCCUCGCACUUGGUCUGCGUCUUCUUCUUCGUUUCCUACGACUUCCACCACCACCACCCCUACUACGACUAUUUAUUCUAGCACUGCAAUCAACAGCAAUCAUUUUACCGAUUCUGAGCCGACAGAUCUCCUUGAAGUGCUGUACAAGCACGUGGACCCAUCCUACACCCAAGAGGCGCUAGGAAUCUCUGCCGGGCUGAUGAAGAUUAUCGCGGAGAUUCUCUGUUUUCAGGAUACCUACUUAUCAGCAACAAACAUCGGCUGGGCUAAGCUCCAGCUCUCACUUUUCAUACCAGGAGACUCACAUUGCCAUCUGUCUACGGAUCUCUUCUCCCCAUCAUCUCGCUCUUCCUCAGCCUUUAUCAGCGGGCCUAGCCACCACCAAUAUGUCUUCUCCUACUCCACGCUGAUUUGCUAUAAGCAAUCUGUUCCUCCCUAUACGCGCACAGUCGAGACCGACACCCUUGCAAUCCUUGGCCUCUUACACAUCCUGGCUCUCGAUUUUAAUUAUAACCACAUAAACGAUCACUACCAUACCCCCUUCAUCUGGGCCAUUGUUAUAAUAAGCUCGAAGAUCCAGCGUGGGGAGAUGAAAUCCCGGGACCAGAUACUUGCCUGGUUAUCACGGCGGCAGCAGACCGGGUUUACCAUCUACGCUCUUGCUGAGGAGGUAGUGCGAGAGAUCUGGCGGAUGAGAGACUCGGGAGACAAUAGGGCUUGUAGGGCGCUGUGGAGAGAGUUUAUUGAGGCCAGGCUUGCGUUGGAUGUUUUUUUGGGGGUAAGCCGGCCAGUACACCACUUAUUAAGAUGAUCUGUACCCACUGAGCCAAUGCUGGAAAGGAUUGGUCGCUAGUCGCUAAGGACAUACUCUUAACCCCUCACCGA
This is a messenger RNA of Aspergillus japonicus CBS 114.51, 1558 nucleotides long. RefSeq lists its product as uncharacterized. Lineage: Eukaryota; Fungi; Ascomycota; Eurotiomycetes; Eurotiales; Aspergillaceae. The record is from RefSeq and is a predicted model, not a curated record. The transcript has a single exon. The coding region runs from base 447 to 1484 and encodes 345 amino acids.